Messenger RNA from Phytophthora megakarya, 2412 nucleotides. The record is from the annotation of a GenBank genome assembly. Lineage: Eukaryota; Oomycota; Peronosporomycetes; Peronosporales; Peronosporaceae.
AUGAGUGCUGUCUCCCACGGUGCCCAGCUCCUGGAGAUCGAGGGCGACAGCCACCUUGUCGUGGCACAGGUCAAGGGCUCCUACGCGUGCCGGAACCAGCGCCUCCGCCAGCUCCGCAACCGGGUUCGCCACGCGCUCCGGUCGAUACCGGCGCAUACCCUCCGGCACAUUGACCGGAAGGCCAACGCCCAUGCAGACCGGCUGGCUAACCGGGCACUCGACCUCCAGCGCACGGUGACAGAGUGCGGAGAGCACCAGGGGACGAUGGAUAACUGCUUCCAGCCGGUUCUCCCCGAACAAGAGGGACCACACCCGGUCGCGCGUGCGCCGAGCUCUGUUGCAGCACCUGCCGGCACCAGCGAUGAGGACGAGGACAUCGUGGCCGAGAUUGCAGCACGGGACGGAGGAGAAAUAUUCCCAACUUUGCCUCUUGGCCCAGACUCUGCUCCAGCGCGGCAUCCUCGGCUCCGGCUUCGACAGCUCCACGACAGCGAGCACGACGCCGCGUCCACCGCCUUGCAGGCGUUCGCCGAGACCAUGGCGGCCAAGAUCGUGGACGCCGACAGCUGGGAGUCCGGUGAGGGCUACAUCGGCGCGAUCCCUGAUGGUGUACGCGAGGUGCUUCGCCCGUACUCAAUUACGCCACCCGUCAUCUCGACGCUGCGACCACGUCAACACAGCAGACGUCCGCCCCGUGUGACGCGCACCCAGCGCGAGCACCGCCUGGACGAGGCGCUGGAUGAUCUGGCCGCUGUGCAGCGAGCCACCCCGACGGACCAGCGUGCCGUACGCAAGGCACGUCGCCGCGUCGGCCGGGUGCGCACGUCCAUGGCGACGCAAGAGUUGCGUCAGGCCUUCGCCAAGGAUGAAGCCAAGUGUGUGGAGCGAAUCCUCAAGGGUGCGUCCGCUGAGACGGCGGCGGAAGAACACCCUGACGUGUGCCCCAUUGGCCGCGACGAGCUACACCGCCACUUCACCGGCAUCAACUCGGCACCAGCGCCAUUCCACUACGACGCACCCCAGGGACACGAAUUCCGGGCGGCGCUCGACAACCUGCCGACGCCCACGGAGGAGACAGACGCUUUCACGGACGAGCUCACGCUGGAUGAGGUGGAGGAUCAACUCAGCCACGUCGCCAAAACCUCAAGUCCCGGACAUGAUGGCGUAGGCUACGACAUCUACCGCCGUUUCGCGCCGCAGCUGACCCCCCUCCUCCACGCCGCAUACCAGUUCUGUUGGCUGCAUCGGCGCGUGCCGGCCCUGUGGAAGGUGGGCAUCGUCCGCCUCAUUCACAAGAAAGCCGACCCGACGCAGCCAGCGAACUGGCGGCCGAUUUGCCUACAGCCCGCGAUCUACAAGCUCUACAGCGGGCUGCUGGCACGCCGACUAUCACGCUGGCUGGAGCGGAACCAGCGUCUCCCUAUGGCACAGAAAGGUUUCCGUGCCUUCAACGGAUGCCACGAGCACAACCUCGUGGCAACGACACUGCUGGACCAGACGCGGCGGCUGCACCGCAGGUUGUACCAAGUCUGGUACGACCUGCGGAACGCGUUCGGAUCACUGCCGCAGCUACUGAUGUGGCGCGUGCUUCGCCACCUCGGCGUCGACACCAGAUUCGUCGAGCGCUGCGAGGACAUCUACGCUGGAUCUGCCUUCGUGGUGGCAAACGCAGCCGAUGGACCGACAGAUCCGGUACGCCAGGAGGUGGGCGUAUAUCAAGGUUGCCCCUUGAGCCCCCUCCUCUUUAUCGCGGCACUCGUGCCACUUGUGCGGAGGCUGGAGCAGCUUGACGGCGUCGGAGUACCGCUGGCCGAGGGCGUGCGGCCAUGCGUCACCGCCUACGCCGACGACAUCAAAGUCUUCAGCGACAGCGCCGCCGGCAUCCGCAAAUGCCACGGCGUUGUCGCGCGCUUCCUGGCGUGGACAGGGCUGCGGGCUAACGCCGCCAAGUGUGCGAGCCUCGCAGUGACCACGAACGCCCGUGGCAAUCCGGCUCGCGACGAGAGCGUGCAGCUCGAGCUACACGGCGACGCCAUCACCCCCCUCAGUCUCCAAGGAAGUUAUCGCUACCUGGGGGUGGGCGAUGGCUUCGACCACGUGCGCCAUCGCCUCCAACUUGAACCCAAGCUCCAACAGAUCAAGCGGGAGGCGGUGGCGCUGAUGCAGUCGGGACUGGCGCCGUGGCAAGUGGUCAAGGCACUCAAGACGUACGUCUACCCCAAGGUAGAGUAUGCGCUCCGACACCUCCGCCCGCUCCAGUCCCAACUGCAAGGCUUCGACAGAGCAGUGUCACGCGGCCUGCGCCACCUACUACGCCUGCUCCAGUCUGCCACCAGCGAAAUUUUCUACACGCCGACGUCGGCGGGCGGACUGGGGCUGCAGCCUCUCGUAGAGAUGCACCAGGCGUUGCAG